Molecule: messenger RNA, 1589 nt
Organism: Drosophila suzukii
Lineage: Eukaryota; Metazoa; Arthropoda; Insecta; Diptera; Drosophilidae
Source: RefSeq, a predicted model, not a curated record
GACACCCAGAGAACACUCCAUACAUAACAUACAACCAGGAUAGGAAACAAACAAAAGACGCUGACGAUGGCGAACAAAGGACACUUCAUCGAGAGGAAUGGCACCAAGCGGGCUGCCGGGUUGCCCUCCUUCGGACCCGAAAAGCUGACAUCCAAGGAUUGCCUGAUCAUUGCGCAUCCGGCGGAUGAAAUACGCAGUCGUAUAGAAACAGAGUGCAGAAGGAACCGACCACUGCCGAUCGGAAAACUUCAGCCAUUUAUUCCAGAUGGCAGUAUCGGCGAUGUCCUCAGCAGUGAAAGUCAAAAGUCACGCUUCACCACCUUCAAGGAGAAGUUUCUCGAGGACAUGUACUGUAAGUCUGGGAAAGUAGCGCAAAUAGUGCCCACGCAUUCGAAACCGGACGACGUGACCAAUUGGAGCCGUACUUUUGGACUCGCUAACCCACCGGCAGACACUCUAUAUAGCACUAUAAUGCCUGAAAAGUCGGCCGAGCAGGUUAAUAGGGAAUACGGCGAGUUUCAUCGAGGCCACAUUGUCAGCAACAAUCACUACUUUCCCUCGGAGCAGGUCAAUCGCAGAUAUACAAAACCCUUUGAUCGGUCUGGAACCUUUGGAGUUUUGCUGGGAGCUGAGCACAGUGGUUCAACGAUGAAAAAGUGUUUGAAGCAAGGUGACGAGCACUUAACUGUGGUCUCCAAACCAUGGAUGGACUACGUCAAACGGACUAGAGGUCCCUUGGGAAAGAAAUACAAGAAAUACCUAGAUGAAGUGCCGGACAUGUACUUUGGCCAUAGCCGUCGAUCGGAUAAAUGUAGCAUCAAAAUGCUGCUGGAGGACAUCAGGCCAUGUGAGCAGGACGACACCUUGGUGAAUGCCUUGUCCUAUUUGAACAGGCUUCGCGAGAGCCUCCACAAGCGGAAUGACUUCUACAUGAUGGACCUGAUCGCGCUGCUGGAGAGGAGCGACAAGGAGCACACGGGUCACAUGUCCCUCGCCCAGAUCCUGGAGACCAUGCACAAGCUGCACAUCCGUGUGGAUGCGGCGAAGAUCCGCACCAUGCUAUCGCACUUCCAGCAGAUCCUAGAUGAGGGUUGUCCCACGGAACGGGUGAAUUACGAUCUCUUUUGCCGCCUGCUCUCCGUCCAGCAACCCCUACCAAAUGUGGGAUCCAUUGCGACCGUGCCGGAUAAUAUGUACAACAAGGAAACAACCUAUGGUAGUCUAUGUAAAGAUCGUAUGAAAAAUGCUCCUGAGGGGAUAGUUGCCAACCAGCCCAGCUGGAGUCCUCAUCACAGAGAUGAUGUCAACACACAUGUCAGGGAUAUCGUAGAGCCGGAACUGGCCACCAGGAUUGGCCUGAGACCCAGUGACAUGAGCUGCCCACGGAACAAGGAUCAAAUGCAGAGGAUAUUCGAGAAGGUACUCUCUGAAGACGAAUUUGAAGGCAUUUGGCAGUGUCUAAACAAGAAUCAGGAGAACAAAAAACCGGAUCAAGAAGAAAUGGCCUCAGUCGCACAGUUUCGUGCAGAGAUCCUUAAAAUUUCAGCCACCUAAAAUAUAUUACACUUUAUUUACAUAACAUUAUAAAA